GCCGUUUUUCUUGUUUGGUCGUGUCGUUGCACGUUUGUUUUGGGCGGUCAACUGCAACUGUCAAGAUGGCGCGUCGCUCGCGAAGGGCCAAGAAGGAGGUCAACUACGCCAUGCUGGAUGAGGAUUACAACAGCGAAGAUGACUUUGCGCCGAGUGAUGCCAGCGCAGGGAAAAAGUCCAACAACACAACACAGCCCAGCCCAACCAAGCCUCCGCGACGAAAGAGCGUCAACCCUCCCAUACUGCCGGAGGAUAACGACGAGGAAGCAGAGCAGCUCCGCAAGGCCAUCGAGCUCUCCAAACAAGAAGCAGCGAGUCAGGAGACGGCGCCUGCAUCUGCGCUGCCAGUGCACCCCGCGUUUGUGUCAGGGAAGAGCAGCAAUGAGAGCGGCACGGCGACAGCGGUGAGCGGCAGCAGCAGCAGCAGCACUGAGCAGCAGACCGACGAUGGCGAAGCGACGCUGUCGUCACCGUCACAACAAAACGACACGGCAGCCACCGCAGCGACAGCUGCAGAGGGGGAGGCCGAGGAGCAGCCGGCAAAGGGGAAGGGAAAGAAGGCAGCGGCAAAGAAGAAGAAGAGCAGCAACUCAUCCACGCGCAAGCGGAAGAAGAAAUACGACGAGGAUGACGACUGGGAACUGGAGGCGUUUGGCGGCGGCGGCGGCGGAGACGCCGGAAGUGACUUUGAACCAGACUUUGAUGACUUGGACGAUGAGGAUUUUACGCUGGAUGACUUUGACGAGAAACCAAAGAAGAAGGCGAAGAAGAGCAAAGCAAAGGCGGCAGCACCGAAAGCGGCGGCAACGAAGAAGAAGAAGAAGGAGAAGACCCCCGCCAAGAGCAGCAAGAAGAAGACAACAACAGCAGCAGCUGCUGCUGCCGAGACAGAAACAUCAGCGGGGACCGGUGGCGGUGACGCCGAUGAAGUGACCACCACCGCCACCAAUACCAAUACCGCCAAUACCACCACCACCACCACCACCAAUACGACGACGACCACCACCACCACAUCAUCGCCAUCGUCACCAGCGUCGUCGUCAUUCACACCGCCGUCAGCGGCGGCAGCGGCGGCGGGUGCAGCGACGAAGAAGACAAAGGGAGCAGCGAAAUCGCCCGCGAAGACACAGAAAACCGCAACAUCAACACCAGCAGCGAAGAAGAAGAAGAAGGCAGCAGCAGCAACACCCAAAGCAGCAACACCCAAGGCAGCCACCGCAUCCACGACUGCCGCUGCGUCUGUUGGUCUUCGUCGUGGCAGCAACGGAUUCACACCGCCAGCAAAGGCGGGCUCGUCAUCAUCAACAUCACCAUCAUCAACAUCGUCCAUUGCUCGCUCGCCGGCAGCGCGAUCCGGCCUCUCGCGAGCAGGGCCGCGUGACUCGAACCCCUUGGGCGGGGUGAAGAUCCCUGGAGGAAACGUCCGCUACCGCGUCGGCCUUUCUCGCCGCUCGCGCCCGCCCCCACUCCACUCGCAGUCGUGAUUGCUGCUGCUGGUUGAUGUGAGUCAGGUUGUUACGUAAACAUGACUGGCCUGCUGUGAUGUGUAUGGUUCGACGUGAGUUACAGCGAGUGGCUGUGGCGCUGCUGAUAAUGGUGCAGCACAGCAUGAACACGCACACGCGCACACAUGAUAUGAUGUCUUGUUCUCUUUCACUGUGGCUUUGUGCGUUGUUGUGGUUGCGUGUGCUUACGGUUGCACGUGUAUUUGUGCCCCCUUGUGUUUUCUUCGUCUUAAUUUUGCUCUCGAUAAGUGACGUGCUUUUGUGCUUUUGUGUUUUGUGAUUGCGUGUACGCGAAGUGAACAAACGAACGAACGAACCAUCCAAC
Salpingoeca rosetta is the source of this 1830-nucleotide messenger RNA. RefSeq lists its product as uncharacterized. The coding region runs from base 66 to 1484 and encodes 472 amino acids. The transcript has 10 exons. NCBI's taxonomy places the organism in Eukaryota, Choanoflagellata, Craspedida, Salpingoecidae. The record is from RefSeq and is a predicted model, not a curated record.